This is a messenger RNA of Nymphaea colorata (pocket water lily), 3204 nucleotides long. Its product is annotated as beta-galactosidase 8. Gene Ontology annotation, molecular function: beta-galactosidase activity; carbohydrate binding. Gene Ontology annotation, biological process: carbohydrate metabolic process. The record is from RefSeq and is a predicted model, not a curated record. Bases 511 to 3069 code for a protein of 852 amino acids. Lineage: Eukaryota; Viridiplantae; Streptophyta; Magnoliopsida; Nymphaeales; Nymphaeaceae. Gene Ontology annotation, cellular component: vacuole; cell wall. The transcript is spliced from 19 exons.
CGCUCAUAAAUAGCAAGGGCCGGAUCGAGUCCCAUACUGUUUCACCUUCACAGCGAUCCGAUGCAUCAUGCAUGGGAGGACGACAAGGAGAGAGAGAGAGGAGGCACCAGCAGCAGUAGACUUGUUUCCAUUGGAUUUACGUCUUCACCAAUUUCUCACCUCCCUCUGACCUCUGAGCUUACAGACUUACAGUGGCAAAUAGAAAUUAAACAAUGUAAACCGAAAGAAACAAGCUGUAGGGCCAUGGCGAGGUGGGUUAACCCACUACCAUAGUGCUGCGGUCCUCUGUCCUCCGACAUUAAUGGAAGCCGUUGAAGAGUGUCUCACGCAGCUCGUCUCUGUAACACAAGCGUACACGCUUACGCACGGGUGACGCGACGAAGCCAAGAAUGCGGUGCCUUGCCGAAUGGUGUCAUAUCAAGUAAUGUAAGGCACUCAGAUUUUGUAUACCCCCUAUGCCGGUAUCCGCGAGACUCGCCCGUCGAGCAAAGGCUAGGGAGGUGAUCAAGCAUGAAGCAAGGAGGCGUUUGGUUGUGUUACCUGCUCUUGAUAGCUUGUGACCUCGGAAUUUCACUUGCUGCAAAUGUUAGCUAUGAUCACAGGGCGUUGGUCAUCGACGGGAAACGCAGAAUCUUGAUAUCUGGUUCCAUACAUUAUCCCAGGAGCACUCCGGAGAUGUGGCCAGACCUCAUACAGAAAGCCAAAGACGGUGGCCUUGAUGUCAUUGAGACAUACGUUUUCUGGAACUUACACGAACCUGUACAGAACCAAUACGAUUUCCAAGGCAGAAAAGAUCUGGUGAAGUUCGUGAAAAUGGUGGCAGCAGCAGGCCUUUAUGUUCAUCUACGAAUUGGCCCUUACGUGUGCGCAGAGUGGAAUUAUGGGGGCUUUCCUCUCUGGCUGCAUUUUGUUCCCGGAAUAGAGUUCAGAACUGAUAACCAACCUUUCAAAACAGAAAUGCAACGUUUCACAUCGAAGAUUGUACAACUCAUGAAGCAGGAGCAACUAUUUGCGUCUCAAGGAGGACCCAUUAUCUUGAGUCAGAUCGAAAACGAGUAUGGGAACAUCGAUUCUGCUUAUGGACCUGCUGGAAAAUUGUAUAUCAAUUGGGCUGCAUCUAUGGCUACAGCUCAAAACACAGGUGUUCCCUGGGUGAUGUGCCAACAGGCUGAUGCUCCUGAUCCAAUUAUAAACACUUGUAAUGGAUUCUACUGUGAUCAGUUCACUCCAAACUCCAACCAGAAACCUAAGAUGUGGACAGAAAACUGGACUGGAUGGUUUCUAUCUUUUGGUGGUCGAGUACCUUAUAGACCAGUGGAGGACAUAGCAUUUGCAGUUGCUCGUUUUUUCCAGCAAGGAGGAUGUUUCCAGAACUACUAUAUGUACCAGGGUGGAACCAACUUUGGCCAUACUUCUGGUGGCCCUUUCAUUGCCACAAGUUAUGAUUAUGAUGCUCCAAUUGAUGAGUAUGGCAUUGUUAGACAACCUAAGUGGGGCCACCUCAAGGACUUACACUCAUCCGUCAAGUUAUGUGAGGAUGCAUUAGCUGCUGCAGAUCCGACUUUUACUUCCUUGGGUCCAAAUUUGGAGGCACAUAUGUACAGGGCAGGGCCAGAAAAAUGUGCAGCUUUUCUUGCUAAUGUGGGCACACAGUCAGAUCAAACUGUAACAUUCAAUGGAAAUUCUUAUCAUCUGCCAGCUUGGUCUGUUAGCAUUCUACCUGACUGCAAAAAUGUGGCGUUUAACAGUGCAAAGAUAAAUUCGCAGAUUACACGUUUUGAGAUGACACAGAUCGAAUCAGCAUUCAAGUCUGAGGUAUCAAGUGUUUCUUCUGUACCACUUCAGUUAACAUGGAGUUGGAUACCUGAGCCAGUGGGCAUAUCAAAGAGCGACAAGUUUGAAAGAGAUGGUCUCUUAGAGCAAGUUAAUACAACAGCUGAUCUCAGUGACUAUUUGUGGUAUUCUUUGAGCAUUGGAAUUAUGGGGAAUGAAUCUUUCCUUGUAAAUGGAACUCAAGCUGUGCUUCACAUUGGAUCACUAGGACAUGCUCUUCAUGCUUUUGUUAAUGGAAAGCUUGUUGGCAGUGGAACUGGGAACAGUGAAAAUGCGAAGGUCACAUUAGAAACAUCUGUGGUAUUAAAGCCUGGUAACAAUGUUAUUGAUCUCCUAAGCGUCACGGUUGGCUUACAGAACUAUGGUGCCUUCUUUGAUAAAAAGGGUGCAGGCGUUACUGGUCCUGUCACAUUUAUGGGCAUCCAAAACCACACGAUUGAUCUUUCCAAAAAGCAGUGGACAUACCAGGUUGGACUGAAAGGCGAAGAGCUGGGCCUGAAUGGGAAUUCUGACAUGAGUGAUACACAGUGGUCAUCUUCUGAUAUACCAAUUAAUCAGCCAUUGAUAUGGUAUAAGGCAAAUUUUGAUACCCCAGACGGGGAUGAUCCGAUUGCGCUGGAUCUUGGAGGCCUAGGAAAGGGUGAAGCAUGGGUGAACGGUCAAAGCAUUGGUCGUUAUUGGCCUAGCUAUAGCUCUCCCCAGGAUGGUUGCUCCAGCUCAUGCAAUUAUAGAGGAGCAUACAAUUCAAACAAGUGUCUCAAGAAUUGUGGAAUGCCCUCUCAGAGACUAUACCACGUCCCUCGUUCGUGGAUGACACAGAAGGGUAACACGCUGGUGUUGUUCGAGGAGGUCGGAGGGGAUCCUGCUAAGAUAUUCUUCGUAAAGAAGACUCUCGGAAGCUUGUGCGCCCAGGUAUCGGAAUCGCACCCAUCCCCACUUGACGCGUGGGAGUCAGAUGCACGAAGAGAGCAGAGAUUAGUGCCAGAACUUCGUCUCGAAUGCCCAUCGGCAAACCAAGUUAUCUCUUCAAUCAAAUUUGCAAGUUUUGGCACUCCCAAAGGGACGUGUGGAAAUUUCAGCCAUGGUUGGUGCAGUAGCCAAACGGCUCUUGAUCUUGUCAGCAAGGUCUGUACUGGAUUGCGGAGCUGCAAAGUCGGCGUUUCAAGCAAGACUUUCGGCGACCCAUGCAAAGGCGUCGUUAAGAGCCUGGCCGUGGAAGUUCUGUGCUCAGUCUAAAUCGAUGUAUUGUGCGCGUCAGUUCAUUUUCUGACAAAGCAAGACAUGUAGCAGGUGCUUACCACCAGAUAUAUUGAUGAAUCUCGUGUAAACCUUGAGGAUUUUUAUGGAACAUCUUAACAUAUAUAUGCCUUA